UCUGGAUGUGGACAGAAUUUUCAAUCAUGAGUCUUUUGGAAUUGUUUUGGAUCAUUGUAUUGCUCAGAAGAACUAAUUAAUAUCAUUUGGGCAGCUGUAGGAUGGGUGGAUUAAAGAGGAGAGUUUUAAGGCAGAUUUGUUGAAACAGUCGGGAGAUGAAGAAGACCUAAGAAGUAUAAGUGGAGAACUCAAAAGGAAGAUUAUGGGGAUGGAACCAAUAAGGUUUGGCUGGCUACAUGUUGUACCUCUGGGUACUUGAAGGCUGCUGGCUCCCUUUUAGAAAUCAGGAAAUGGAGAAGGGGGCUGGGUUUUUGCUUUAACUACAGCAUAUUCAUUGAUAUUCAACAGGCCAUUAAUGAAAUGGGAUUGGAAGUCAGAAGAGUGAAGAGGCCUGCAUACAGAAAAAUCUGGGAGUUAUCUGCUUAACCCUGGGGAACUGACGUGGUCACCAAAUGAGAGGGGGUAGGUUAGACAAAGCCUCGGGACAUAUCCAUAGUUAGACCAGGUGCGGAUAAUGAUCGAGCAGAACGAGACUGAAAGGAACAUUCACCCAGAAAGGAGGAGAGCCCAGGGUAGACAGGAUCAUACUGGAAAGAACACUCCGGGGCUGUUCUCUGGAAAGUGUCUGGGUGACAUGGGGAUUGGCCGGAUUUGAUUUUUCCCCCAACUCCAUUAUUCCAGACCUACCUGGUUUGAUGAUGAAGGGUUCUCUUCCAGGAUUCCGAAGUUAGGGAAACUUCAAGGAUCAUCAAGUGUAUCUCUCUCAUUUUACAGGCGGGGAAACUGAGACCCAGAGAGGGGGUGUGCCUAAGGUAUUAGAACUCGGGUCCUACUGCCCCACCCAGCCCACGGCUCCGUGCCCUUUAUAACCGCAUGUCUGAGGUCACCCUCACUGCCGUCAGAGUGACGGGUCCGGUAGCUAGCGGAAUCUUGCACAGCCUUGGCUAGCAGUGCCUGGGGUUGGGCAGGGCUGGGCUGGCUGGGCGGGGCCGAGCUAGGAGGCUUCCGAGCCCUGCGGGAGCCGGGCUCCGGAGUGGGAUCCAGGACCAUGGCUCUGUCCUGACUGAUCAGCCCUUAUGACCAACAUGAGUUGGAGCUUUCUCACGAGGCUGCUGGAGGAGAUCCACAACCACUCGACCUUCGUGGGCAAGGUGUGGCUGACCGUGCUGAUCGUGUUCCGCAUCGUGCUGACGGCCGUGGGCGGGGAGUCCAUCUACUCGGACGAGCAGAGCAAAUUCCUGUGCAACACGCGCCAGCCGGGCUGCGACAAUGUCUGCUACGACGCCUUCGCGCCGCUCUCCCACGUCCGCUUCUGGGUCUUCCAGAUCGUCGUCAUCUCCACGCCGUCCGUCAUGUACCUCGGCUAUGCCAUCCAUCGGCUGGCGCGGGCCUCGGAGGAGGAGAGGCGCCGGGCCAGGCGCUGGCGGCAGGGAGGCCGCGGCGCCCGCCGGCGGCCCCCGAGGAGGAGGCUCCCGCCGCUGCCCCACCCGGGGUGGGCCGACAGCCCGAACGGCGGGGAGGAGGAGCCCAUGAUCGGCCUGGCGGGAGGCGUGGGGGAGGAAGAGGAGGGUGGAGAUGGAAGCCGGGAGGACCGCGAGCAGGAGGAAGAGGAGAAGGAGGGACUGGCCGGGGAGAAGGGCAAGGGCUCCGUGGAGGCCGGGCCCGCCAACCAGAAGCACGACGGGAGGCGAAGGAUCCAGCAGGAGGGGCUGAUGAAGAUCUACGUGCUGCAGCUGCUGGCCCGGGCCUCCUUUGAGAUCUGCUUCCUCGUCGGGCAGUACCUGUUGUACGGCUUCGAGGUCCAGCCUUUCUUCCGCUGCAGCCGGGACCCCUGCCCUCACACGGUGGACUGCUUCGUGUCUCGGCCCACCGAGAAGACCGUCUUCCUCCUGGUGAUGUAUGUGGUCAGCUGCCUCUGCCUCGUCCUGAAUCUCUGUGAGAUGGCCCACCUGGGGCUGGGCACCUUGCAGGACGCCGUGAGGAACCGCAGGGUGGGGGGCCGGGACCAGGGGUCCGGAGGCUAUCCCUCACCCCCGCCCCUGCCCCGGCAGCUGCCCCAUGGCUACCCAUAUACUCGCAAUAUCUCCUGCCCCCCCGAGUACAACCUGGUGGUCAGGGCCGAGAGGGCGGCAGCAACGGGGAGGCUCAUGCCGGGGGGCCUCCUGGCCCAUGAGCAGAACUUGGCCAACGGAGCUCUGCAGGAGCUCCAGGAACUCCAGGGCCCCGGCCCGGAGGAGAACCCACCGCCGGUGGAUCUUGCCGCCGCCUUCCGGGGAACCCAUCGGGCUGGAUCCCAGGACCCUACCAAUGGGGUUAGGAGCAAUGGAUUUCCCGCUUAUCCGGCCCAGGUAGGGCUACCACCUUCAAGGACUGACAGCCCAGCCUCAGCGGGCACGAUUGUGGAGCAGAACCACGCCGACGGAGCCCAGGGGCGCCAAGGGACCAAAGCCAAAUCCAACUCAGAGAAAGGCAGCAGUGUCAGCAGCAAGGAUGGCAAAACGUCUGUGUGGAUAUGAAGACCUUGGGGGGGAGGAGGAGGGAAAGGGGACAGCAACUUCAUAUAGCCACCAGCCCCUCUCCCUUCCCGCGUUUUGGCCCUAGAGUCCCCGUAGACUUAGCUCCAAGGUGGGACUUGGUUUUAUAACCCAGAAGAACAUCAGUGCACAGACUUAGGAGAAAGAAGGAAAUGUGGUUCUGUGGAAAGAGAAUGGGUCUUAGAGUCUGGAGAUUUGGGUUCGAAUACUGCUUAUCCUAAUGACUGGAUGUGUGACCUCAGUCAAAUCAUUAUUUCCCUUAUCUGAGCCUUCUCUGUAUAAGGAGAGAAUUGGACUAGCUGUGACCAUCUGUGACUGUGGUGCGGCAAUUCAACUUGCUUUUCCCUCUUAGAGCUUUGGGGGUGUGAAGUUGAGAAAUGCCAAGAAUCAAGGCUCUGAGGUGAGGGGAUAGAGCUCAGAUUUAAGGCUCACUUAACUCAUUAUUGUCAUUAUUUUCUUGUAGAAAAUGAACCUUUUCUAAAGAUAGCAACAGAAGCUCUUUAACAUGUAGUAUGAUCUAGUGAAAAGGACACUUGACCUCCUCUAUUCGGUGGAAAGAAGAGCUAGCCUCUGUAGUCUCUUUUGGGUCUAAAUCUUAGAUUCUACAUGUCAAGCGUGCUUUUGGGAAAAAGAAGAAAUCCUGAAAAUUUGAAUGGUCUGAGAAUGCCUCUUAGCCAGAUCUCUAAAACUAUUAAAAGCGAGACUGUUUGGAAAUGGAAAAUAUGGCUUUAAGACACCCCCAGGUAAUUAAUGUAAGCACAAGAACUUUGGAGGCAGGAAAUCUGGGUUUUGAAUUCAGCUCUGCUACUUACUAGAGGCUAUCUAAAAUCCCUUCUGGCUCAACAUCCUGGGAUCCUGCGUUUUGUGAGUCAUUUAAGCACCCUGGGAUUCAGUGAUCACACAGUCACCUUCUAAUUUUUAAAUCAUGGCAAGAGCUGGAGUGGAAGAUCAUUUCCAAAACCGGCAGUAUAUCCCAAGGUGUUAUUUCUCUGUCCUUGGAUCUGAAUCUCCUUGGCUGUAAGUUGGCAUGUGAUCAGGUUAGGCAGGCAUAUUUUAAUUUUCACCUGAGCCAGAAAAUUAAAAAGAUAAAGAAUCCCUCCCUUCCUCCCCCACCCUGAAAAGGAAUUAUAGAAUAUAUUCCAAAGUCAAAUAUAAAUCAUUGAUUUAUGUGGUGGGGAUUAUCUACUUUAGGAUCCUGGGUGCCACCCUUUCAUUGGGCAGCUAAUUGAUAAUUCACUGUAUCACCAGUAUUCUAUAGCCAGCCUAUCCCUGGUCCCAUUAGUUGUCCAAAAGUAAUUCCUGCCCUGAUUAUCACAUGUCAGUUUGUCUAAGCCAUGGAAGCCUAGAGAAAAGAAUUAUAAAAGUCCUUUAUCUGGGAAGAGGUUAUUUUUCCCCAUCCUCAUUUCUGUUCCCUCUCAAAGAACUAAGACACCUCAAGUGCUUAUCACUUUUUGGGGAGAGCAAAAUUCACCAUGGUCUCCAACUCCCAUCCCUACUGUGGUCCAGGGGACAAGAGUUGGUGAAUAUGCUGAACUUCUCUCUUCUGCUUCUUCUGGGAUCCCAAGCAAGAGUCAGGAUACAGGCUGGGGGGGGAUAGAGGGAGGGGCCAGUUAUGCUAAAGAUAAGGAAAUUAAUGUGGUGAUGAGAGGAUAGUUUCUGGAGACCCUCAGGAGCUGAAAAGUUUCAGCAGCAUUUCCAACAGGUCUGUUGCUUUUGGAGCCCAGGUGGUUAUGACAUAAAGUUAAAGCAAUAUUCAAGAGUAGCUUCUUUCCAGGGCUGAUCCCACAAAUAGAUAGAAGAAGUUACCUGAACAGUAUAAUCUGAAGGCCACUGCCUCUGACUACCUGUCACAGAACAUGAAAUUCUACCAUUAUCACUUUAUUCCUUUGGGGUUUAAAGGUCCUCUAGUUUUCCAGAGAAUCAGGGAUCUGUCUACUUCCCUUCUGAAGCCCUUAAGUAGUUAUGAGUGUCUCCUGGACCCCGGAGCAUGAUUAUUGAAAUACAAAUACCUCUGGAAAGCAAGAUACUUUAUGUAUCUAAGUUACAUGUUCGUUACACAGUUAGUGUUUUAAUGGGGAUUAGCUGACAACUAGUUAAGAUCAAGGCCUUAUGGGGAUAAGGCAUGGAAUGGAAAGGAUGAAGGAAGAUGAACAAAAAAUGGAAGGAGCUGGGGAGUUGGGAGAAAGAACUAUGUGGUUGGCUUGAGAUCCCCUGUACCAGAGCUAGUCAUUGCCAGCUGUUCCCGACUGGUUGUGUGAUCCUGGCCAAACCAUUUCUCUCUUUGGACCUCAGUUUUCUAUAAAAUGGAAGAGUUCAGCUCUAUGAUUAUUAGGACUUCUUCCAGCUCUGACAUUCCACAUUCACUUUUUCAGCUCAGAUAGUCUAGGAAUCGUGGGACUAAGAAGGAAAUAUUCCCUCCCCAGCAGGAGGAGAAUGAACAGUCUUGGAGUCAGAAAGAUGGAGAGUAGGGGUGGGAGGAGGAUCUGGAAGAGUGUUAGCAUUGUUUGGGGGAGGGGGUGAGGAGGCUGAUGCAGAGAUGCCAGAAUCCUUUCUCCUCUCUCCACAUCCCAGAUUUCCUCAUACCUAUAUCGUUGAAGGAAGGGAACAGUCAAAAACAACACACUUAACAAGUAAGAUCCCAGCCUAGAGGAGACAUGUUUGGUAGUUGGUAGGGGACAAUUCUUUAUUAUCAGAAUCAACCCAGAAUUCUGCCUCCUUAAAGUCAUCCUGGGAUACCAUUCUCUGAGCAUGGCAUCUCUUUCCUGGCAAACUCAAAAAAGUGGUCCCUCUAGUGCCCUGGGAAUAUUCACAUCCCUGGAAGACACAAGCUGGGCUUGUGGGCAUUGGGUAAGCCUAAGGAAGUGAGCUUUAGGGACACACAGAAUCCUUGCGUGGAGUUCUAUCCCUUUCCAUCACCCAAGGUGGCCUGGAAUAGCCCAAGCUGACCCAUCUACCCUUUGCCCAAUAUUGUAGAAUUCCUGCUUCAAGGGCAAAUUAUCUGCUGAGAGGUAUUGGCAGAGAGAUCAAGAUGGAAGAAGGGGCCGGGGACUUCUUUGGAUUCGCUAGGACUACUGCGCUCUGACCUUGCCCUGUUCCUUGUUCUAGCUCCUGCUGAUUUAUUCUGAUAUUAGCCUGACACAAGACUUGCUACUGGAGAAAGGGAAGUCUGCCGCCAGUCUGCUUGUUUGUAUUAUCUGUGUGGCAGAAUGGGGAAAGCACAGGACCAUCCAGGACUCCCCCUCCCCUCUGGGACCAUCAAGAAUCCCCGCACUUGACACCAUCCAGCCUGGGACAUCACAGGGCAUCACAAGCAAUUAGAAGGCAUAACUGGGAGGAAUGGAAGAGCAAAUAACACAAUGUCAGAGCUGCAGGGGACCUUAGAGAUCAACCGUUUAAGAAACAGACCCAGAGAGGCAAAUGAUUUGCCCUAGAAUCUAGGUCUCCUAGUUUCCUGGCUGAUUUCUCAGCUAUCAACCAGAUCAAUAUCUUUGAAGUCCAGGCAAUUAUCUACUUUAGCAGACUCUAGCAAAAUUAGGUUUGGGGAGUGGAGCGAUGAGAUGGCAUUUUAGAGUAGUUAUCCUCUUGUUUAAGGCCCUGGUAUGUGGACACCUUUCACUUCCUUUCCCUUGACUUCCCUCCAUCCCCCUGAGAAAUACUUGAAGUCUUCAUAAGCGUCAGGGCCAGCCGAUAGGCUAAGCACCGUGUUCCGUUUCUGCUCCUGAACUAACUUACCUUUGCGUCUGGGACUGCCAGUGAAGGGCUGAGAAACCUGAUUCUUAGGGUAGGAGAAUCAAGGGGAGAGGGCCAUGGGGCCCCUCCUUUUGGUCCUUUCUCUCCAUGCCAUUCCCCAGCCGACCCCACUUCAUGGGAGAAACAGGUUCCAAUACUAAUAGAAUGAAAUAAAUAAAAUAAAACUUGACUUUUGUUUACAACC
This is a messenger RNA of Sarcophilus harrisii (Tasmanian devil), 6468 nucleotides long. RefSeq names its product gap junction protein gamma 2 (gene GJC2). Gene Ontology annotation, cellular component: connexin complex. Bases 1077 to 2516 code for a protein of 479 amino acids. Gene Ontology annotation, biological process: cell communication. The transcript is spliced from 2 exons. The record is from RefSeq and is a predicted model, not a curated record. NCBI's taxonomy places the organism in Eukaryota, Metazoa, Chordata, Mammalia, Dasyuromorphia, Dasyuridae.